Messenger RNA from Choloepus didactylus (southern two-toed sloth), 384 nucleotides. RefSeq names its product phosphatidylinositol N-acetylglucosaminyltransferase subunit P-like. The transcript has a single exon. Gene Ontology annotation, molecular function: phosphatidylinositol N-acetylglucosaminyltransferase activity. The record is from RefSeq and is a predicted model, not a curated record. Gene Ontology annotation, biological process: GPI anchor biosynthetic process. Bases 1 to 384 code for a protein of 127 amino acids. Lineage: Eukaryota; Metazoa; Chordata; Mammalia; Pilosa; Megalonychidae.
AUGGUGGAAAAUUCAUCGUCGCCAUUGCUAGAAAGAGUGAUUUAUGGCUUUUUUCUUUUCUUAAGCUCCCAGUUUGGCUUCAUACUGUAUCUUGUGUGGACUUUUAUUCCUGAAUCUUGGCUAAACUGCUUAGGCUUAACCUAUUGGCCUCAAAAACACUGGGCCAUUGCAUUACCCGUCUACUAUACUAUGGUGCUCUUAUUUGGAGCUAAUAUGAUAAGUACCUCCCCACUCAACUCCAAUACAGUCACAGAUAGCUAUACUAAAAAUCAGCAGCAGAAGAAAUACCAAGAAGAAGCUAUCCCAGCAUUGAGAGAUAUUCCUAUUAGUGAAGUAAAACAAAUGUUCUUUCUUGCAACCAAAGAACUUUACACCAAAAACUGA